AUGAACUUGGACCUGUGGGAAAAGGCCUUGGGUAAGGCAGGAAUUCUGUGGAAGUACCGUGACGUCCUUUAUGGUUUCAAGAAUGGGUUCGACCAAGGUAUCCCGACUCACCGUAUUAAAGGUGUAUCACACUUCACCCCCGACAACCACUUGUCUGCAACUUUAGCAGAGGAAAAAAUCCGGGAAUCUAUGAGGAAGGAGAUUGAUGCAGGUCGAAUGUUUGGCCCGUUCACAGUAGACCAAGUAAAGACAAAAUUCGAGUUUUUUAGGACUAGCCCUCUUGGGGCAGUGGUUAACGGUGACGGAUCAGUAAGACCCAUCAAUGAUUUAUCUUUCCCGCACGGAGACAUCUCGACACCAUCUGUAAAUUCCUUUGUAAACAAGGACGACUUCGAGACGACUUGGGACGACUACAACGUAGUUUCUUCUUUCUUCAGAAAUUCUAAGGAGCCUUUUCUAUUAGCCUUGUUUGAUUGGGAAAAGGCUUAUAGACAGAUCCCGACUCAUCCUUCACAAUGGCCUUAUUUGAUGGUUAAAGGAAUGGACGGCAAUCUCUAUUUGGACACAAGAAUUACCUUUGGUGGAGUCGCAGGAUGCGGGUCCUUUGGACGACCAGCAGACGCAUGGAAGGAAGUCAUGUUCUCAGAAUUCGACUUAAUCAAAGUCUUCCGAUGGGUAGACGAUAAUCUUUUCAUCAAGAGACCCGACUCGACAACAAAGAUGGAAGACAUUGUUGAGAGAUCCAUCGAAUUAGGGGUUUUGACAAACUUAAAGAAAUGCUCGACUUUCUCAGAAGAACAGAAAUUCAUCGGUUUCUUGUGGAACGGAGUGACCAAAACGGUACGCCUUCCGGAAGCAAAACUAGAGCAGAGAAAGAGUCAGAUACUAGAGUUUUUAGAUACUUCGAAUAAGUUCUCUUUCAACGAAGUAGAGGUGUUGACUGGUCGACUAAACCAUGUAUCAUACAUGCUACCUCAACUUCGGUGUUACCUGCGGAGCCUUUAUAGAUGGAUGUACGACUGGUUCGACCUCAACGCUAAGCGGUACUCACCCGAAGACGUCAUACUCGAUUUACGAAGAUGGCUACAUACACUAAAUCAUUUCAGACAUAGCAGACUUGUAUGCUCGCCAGACCCCGUAGACAUUGGUUGGGUAGGUGACGCCUCAACUAGCUUUGGAGUAGGGGUUGUGAUUGGAAAGUACUGGAGUCAAUUACGAAUCCUGAAAGAUCGAAUCAAGGGUUUAAAUAAGAGAAACAUCGCUUGGCUAGAAACAGUCGCCGUCAGGGUUGGGCUAAUCAUGUUACAAGUCUUGAACCGUUUACGAAAAGGAUCGAAUAUACUGGUGUGGACAGAUAAUACAACGACCGAAUCGGUAAUUCUGAAAAGGAAAUCACGGGACAUGGAAGUUAAUGAAGAAUGGAAGGUAAUACAGGACUUCCUGAUAGAAGAAGAGGUUGAAUUGACAGCUAGAAGGGUUAAAUCGAAAGAUAAUAUCGCAGACAACCUGUCUAGAGGCCUGUCAGGGAACCUCAAAGAGGGAAACAGGGUCUAUUUUUCUCUACCAGAAGAGUGGCAUACAUACCUCUACCAUGCGUGA
Messenger RNA from Puccinia graminis f. sp. tritici CRL 75-36-700-3, 1599 nucleotides. RefSeq lists its product as uncharacterized. NCBI's taxonomy places the organism in Eukaryota, Fungi, Basidiomycota, Pucciniomycetes, Pucciniales, Pucciniaceae. The transcript has a single exon. The record is from RefSeq and is a predicted model, not a curated record. The coding region runs from base 1 to 1599 and encodes 532 amino acids.